AUGCCAUCAGAGAUCGCCGACUGUAUAAAUAGACUAACACCUUUUGUUAACACCACUGAUCAAAAAAGAGUGCCCGGACUCGGAACGCCAGAGGAUGUGCACCUGUAUUGUCUGAAGCAGUUUUUGUGGAGAUCUGACAUGGUUCGCUGGGGAGAUUACAACAUCACGAAGACAGACAUGGAUUUCGUCAACGGUCUUCUCGCAUCCAUGGUGGAGCAAACAGAGGGGAAGCACUCAAGAAACAAGCGUCAAAGUAAGGGUAGUAAGUUACCACAGACAGGUUUCCGAAUCCGAAAGGAAUACAGACGGCUAUCCGACACAGAAAGAAAUGCUUUUCAUAAAGUACUGAAUCAGAUGAAAAAGAAUGGACAGUAUGACAAGCUUGCAAAUCUUCAUCGGGGCGCUGCAACCAUGUCAGCCCACUUUGGUCCAAACUUUCUCGGGUGGCACAGAGUCUAUCUAGCUUUAAUGGAGGAAGCAAUUCGAAAAAUUGACAAAAAACUUUCUCUCCCAUACUGGGACUCAACGCUUGACUUUGACAUGGAAAAUCCGGCAAACACAAUCAUGUUCUCACCGGAGUUCCUUGGAGACGGAUAUGGCGUGGUUACCACUGGACCAUUUGCCAACUGGGCGACCCCUAUUGGUCAACUGGAAAGAAAUAUCGGCGGCGACAGUGAGCUGUUUUCUAAAGAGAUUAUCAAAUCGAUCAUGAAGCGUUGUAAGACUAGCGAAAUCGUCGCUCCUACUGCUGAUAGUGAUUCCGACAUUGAAUUAUACCACGGUGGACCCCACGUUUGGGUCGGUGGACAUAUGACAGGACUAAACACAGCCGCCCACGACCCUGUAUUUUUCCUCCACCAUGCCUUUGUAGACUACAUUUGGGAAACUUUCCGCACCCGCCAAUCAUCUGUCUGUAAAGUCAAUCCCGAGUUAGAUUAUCCAAAGGCCUCUGGUGAACAUGCCUCAAACAGAGCAAUGGACGGACUGUCAGGAUUCGUAAAUAUUGAUGGUUAUCGUAACUACUGGACGAAAUCCUGGUAUAAAUACGAACGUUCUCCCACGUGUCCGUCCUGUGGAUCUCCCUAUUUAAAAUGCGACAAGGCCCGCGGUGUGUGCGUGUCCAUUGAACGUAAGCUUACUCCGGAAGAAGGAUCACAAGCGGGUGGAAGUUUAGAGUUUUUUGCUAAAGAUACGGCACAAUCCCCGAGGGCAGCAAGUGCAAGAGAUCAGGUCAAACAACUCGACGUCGGUCCGACAUUUAGGGCACCUCCUGCUGAACCCAGGACGCAGAAGGCUCAGCUGGCCCGCAUGAGAUAA
This is a messenger RNA of Dreissena polymorpha, 1317 nucleotides long. RefSeq names its product putative tyrosinase-like protein tyr-3. NCBI's taxonomy places the organism in Eukaryota, Metazoa, Mollusca, Bivalvia, Myida, Dreissenidae. Gene Ontology annotation, molecular function: oxidoreductase activity. The transcript has 4 exons. Bases 1 to 1317 code for a protein of 438 amino acids. The record is from RefSeq and is a predicted model, not a curated record.